AUGCGGCUCUACAUUGAAUUCAUCAACGUCUAUGCCAACUUCAUUCUCUACUGGGUUUUUGUGCGCAGAAAGCACGCAGAUAUUGUCAGGAAGCAGAUGGUAAUGACGUCUGUGUAUCUGCCCGACCAAACGAAUCAUUUGGCCAUUGUGUGGAGGUCAAUUAGUCCAAGAUACAGCCCUCCAAGUGGCGUCACUCCUCUUAUGCUUAUAGCACGGAAUCUUCAGUGUGACAUACUGAAAGGUCUGUUCCAGUACGGCAUGCCGGAGUGCGAGAGGAGACCUUUGUACGUCGUUAUCUCCAUCCUCUUCCAUCCGUCCAGCUUGGAGGAGACAAUGCAGAUAGCCUAUGGCCACACUCCUUUGUUGAAGGACUGGAGGCUGUGUAUUCCAACCAACCGUUGCCAGGAGCCCUGCGAACUCACCCACCUAUGCAGAGUGUCUGUGAGGGCAAGACUGUUGCUCACAGGAGGCCUCCCAGAUGCCAUUAAGAUCUUACCUCUUCCCACAUAUCUACAGCACUAUCUCAAUCUGAAGUACUGA
Molecule: messenger RNA, 540 nt
Organism: Electrophorus electricus (electric eel)
Lineage: Eukaryota; Metazoa; Chordata; Actinopteri; Gymnotiformes; Gymnotidae
Product: ankyrin repeat and SOCS box protein 17
Biological process (GO): intracellular signal transduction
Source: RefSeq, a predicted model, not a curated record